Molecule: messenger RNA, 1774 nt
Organism: Leguminivora glycinivorella
Lineage: Eukaryota; Metazoa; Arthropoda; Insecta; Lepidoptera; Tortricidae
Product: testis-specific serine/threonine-protein kinase 3-like
Exons: 5
Coding region: 575-1636 (353 amino acids)
Biological process (GO): microtubule cytoskeleton organization; intracellular signal transduction; protein phosphorylation
Cellular component (GO): cytoplasm
Molecular function (GO): ATP binding; tau-protein kinase activity; protein serine/threonine kinase activity
Source: RefSeq, a predicted model, not a curated record
CCUGCCUUUGAAUUUGGUUGACAAUUCUGGGAGAAAUGAGGUGCCUAUAGUCAAACUUAAAAACCUCCCAUUUUCAAUUUGACUUAUGUGGAAAGGAAGUCGUAAGAUGCAUUCCCUUUUUGUUUGAAAUUCAUGAAUUGAUUUUAGUAAUUUCUUUAUUCAGCGUAAUUAUACAGUUAUACAUUGAAUGGCUUGAGUAUGUACCCGCAUGAGCUGGAACAUUAUAGGUAUAUAUACUAAUUAAGUACCAUACCUGCUCCUGCGCAAGUGCAUCUAUGCAGCUAAUAAAACACAUUGUAACACCCACCACGCCUUGUGCAAGCGCCCUCAGAAUGAUAUUCCAUAGCCAACAAGUACUUUUGUAAAAUUGACGCGUUUGAAAGAAGAAUAAUCGCCGUCAAUUAAGGAUAAGUGUCACUUCUGUCAGUUAUGUUAUCAAAAUGUAGUCUAAAUUUUAAAAUAUAAAUAACAAAGUAAAAUAUAACAAAAUGCCUACUUUUCCUCUGGCUAUGAAGAGACGUCGACUGUAUACUGAUGUUGGCUGCUCCGUGUUUGAGGUCAUGGUAGUGGUAUCAUGACCGAAUUGAAAACAACACCAUCAGAGGAAAAUACUUUGUUGACUAAAGGAUACAAAUUGAGUAAAUUUAUAGGUGAAGGUGCUUACGCUAAGGUGUUUUUAACAGAAUACUCAUCGAAAGACAGUGAUGCCAAAUCUACACUCGCUUGCAAAAUAAUCGAGACCUCCAAAGCUCCCAAGGAAUUCGUCGUGAAGUUUUUACCUCGCGAAAUAGAUGUAUUGAUACGUUUAAAUCACCCUCAUCUCAUACACAUUCACAGCAUAUUUCAGAGGAAGACCAAAUAUUACAUUUUUAUGCGAUACAGUGAAAAUGGUGACCUUUUAGGGCAUAUCUUGAAAAAUGGAUGUAUGUCGGAAAACCAAUCUCGAGUGUGGAUGCGACAAUUGGCACUCGGCCUGCAGUAUAUGCACGAAAUGGAGAUCGCGCAUCGAGAUAUCAAAUGUGAAAAUAUUCUGUUGACAGCGAAUUUUAACGUGAAGCUUUCCGAUUUUGGGUUCUCGAGGUUUUGUGUGGACUUGGAUAAUCAACCAGUUUUGAGUGAAACUUACUGUGGAUCUAUGUCGUACGCCGCUCCGGAGAUUCUGCGCGGGAAGCCAUACGCGCCGAAGCAGACGGAUCUGUGGUCGCUGGGCGUGGUGAUGUUCGUGAUGCUCAACAAGGCCAUGCCCUUCGACGACACGCGAAUGCGAAAGCUGUACGAACAGCAGAUGAGCAAGAAGUACCGAUUUCGGUCGCGUGUGGCGCCCACGCUCUCAGUCGAGUGCAAGACUGUAGUGAAGUAUCUCUUGGAGCCAGACCCGGGGCUGCGGUACACGGCCGUGCAAGUCUUGAACUCCGAGUGGAUCGCUAUGGAUAGCAGGCUUACUACUAUGAAUGCGGUGGAAACGGCAGCUCUAAAGCGAGCUAAGGAGCAACAUAGAAGAAUGUCAGAUCCACGCAAAAGCGUUGUCAAAAAGCACGGCGACAUUUUAAACAAUCCCAUAAGAGAUUCAACGCAUAGAGCCAGUGAAGUGAUCAAGUCUCUGGCUAAUCUAACUGCAAAACAGAAGCCAUUCUGAGAUUAAAUGGAGGGUCAAUCAACGGUAUACCUCGCAGAGUACAAGAAUCCUAAUAAACACGAUGCCAUAUCCGUUUUGGCUUGCAAAGUCAUUGACACUAGCGUAGCGCCGAAAGAUUUUGUUAAGAAAUUUUUACCU